Molecule: messenger RNA, 360 nt
Organism: Neltuma alba
Lineage: Eukaryota; Viridiplantae; Streptophyta; Magnoliopsida; Fabales; Fabaceae
Product: protein DMR6-LIKE OXYGENASE 2-like
Exons: 2
Coding region: 1-360 (119 amino acids)
Source: RefSeq, a predicted model, not a curated record
AUGACACUUCUCAUUCAAAAUGACGUAAAUGGCCUUCAGGUGAUGCAUGAUGGCAAAUGGGUCAACGUCAAUCCUAUUCCCAAUUGCAUACUUGUCAACACUGGAGAUCAACUUGAGGCUGUCACUAACGGAAGGUACAAGAGUAUUCGGCACAGAGUAGUGGUGAAUGAAAGACACGCAAGGGUUACGUUGGCACUGGGGAAUGGACCUUCCCUUGAGAACGAAACAGGUCCUGCACCGGAGCUUCUACAGAAGGAGAAGGCAGUGUAUAAGAGCAUCAAGUAUAAGGAUUACUUCAAAGUUCAACAAGAGGCCAGAAUUGCUGAUAAGAGAGGCUUGGAUAUGAUUCGUAUUAAUUAG